CGAGUUCCUGAAAAUAAAAAUUUGCUUGACAGAUAAAUAAUAAAAUAUGCUUGCGAAUACAAUCAAGAAAAUAUGGCGUACGUUGGUCGAAGUAUACAACGAAUUCUCGAUCGAAUCUACAAUACACGGAAUGAAACAUACGACUCGUGCUAAAUCAAUUAGUAUAAGGAUAUUAUGGAUCAUCAUUAUAACACUUUCUUUCUUGACUGCUGCAAAAUUAGCAAUGUUGUUCUACAAUCGACAUCAAUUAGCAAACAUGAGUACUCUGAUAAUCAGCUCUCAAUUUCCAACUAAAAUAAUCCCAUUACCAGCCGUUACUCUUUGCCAUGGAAAUAUUGCCGCAAUACAGAAAGUGCUUUCUUAUUUGACAUCGCGAGAACGAAUAUAUAUUCCACGAGGUUUAACGCGAAAAGAUUUUGAACAUACCGUAAGAUACUUACGCGAAGCAAUUUAUCCAAAGAAUCACUAUCCAGAAGAAUUAGAUAAAUUACAACAAAUCCUUACGGCAAAUCGAUUAUCGUUGCCUGAAUUAUUCGAGAACAUUAGCCCAAACUGCACAGAUUUUGUGAUAAUGUGUCGAUUGAAUGAAAAAAUUAUACCAUGCGAUAAGAUGUUAAACCGUGUAACCACACGUUACGGAUUAUGUUGCGCCUUUAAUUAUGAAGAUCCAUACGAAAAUUUAAGAAGGUCGAAGGAAGAAUCUAUAUCCAACUAUAGCGUUAAUUUUGGAUCACGUUAUAUUGUGUCUUUUCUUAUGAAACCUUUAUCUUCGCAUGAUCGUAUGUCGUCUACGAUAUACGGAGACGGAAUAAAAGUAUUAAUACACGAAAAAUAUACGUACCCAGGACCCACCGCUUUUGAAUUUAUCGCUGGUUCUGGUCAAGAAACGAUAGCUAAACUAUAUCCUACUGCUUUGAUCAGCAGCUCUGAAAUUUUAAGUUUACCGACCACUGUUAGAGGAUGCUACAUGACUUGGCCAUCCCAGAAAAAAUAUCGCUAUCGCGCAGAUAAUUGUUAUGUUCGUUGCCGUGAAACUAUAAUACGCAAACUUUGCGGUUGCAUACCCUUUUCGGCAUCGCUCAUGAAAACUGACGUAGGAAUUUGUAAUUUAACUCAUAUUUCUUGUCUCGCACAUAUCACGUUACAAACAUAUACCUUGACGUUGCAAGAUCCAGAAUGUGACUGCCUUCCUGAUUGCGAAAGUACAUCGUACAAAGUCGCAGUUACUACAUUACCUAUGUCUGCUAUUCAAUAUUCUCCGGGAAAAUUUUAUGAAGCUGCUGCACGAAUUUCAAAUGCAACUCUACUUCAUAUUACGUUUGCCAGACAUUCGGCGAUAUUGCAACGGAGAGAAUUAGUACUUUCAUGGAUUAAUCUUAUCUCUUCCCUAGGUGGUGUUUUUAGUUUAUUUUUAGGAUGUAGUUUCAUUUCGCUCGUCGAAAUAUUGUAUUUCUUUUGUGUCCACUUUUUGUAUAAAUUAAAAAUAAGUAAGAGUUCAAGCUCAGAUUGCGAAUAAACAUUAUAACUGAUCUUAUAA
Molecule: messenger RNA, 1537 nt
Organism: Vespula vulgaris
Lineage: Eukaryota; Metazoa; Arthropoda; Insecta; Hymenoptera; Vespidae
Product: sodium channel protein Nach-like
Exons: 6
Coding region: 47-1516 (489 amino acids)
Biological process (GO): sodium ion transmembrane transport
Cellular component (GO): membrane
Molecular function (GO): ligand-gated sodium channel activity
Source: RefSeq, a predicted model, not a curated record